This is a messenger RNA of Penicillium odoratum, 1992 nucleotides long. Its product is annotated as putative glucan 1,4-alpha-glucosidase. Gene Ontology annotation, biological process: polysaccharide catabolic process. Gene Ontology annotation, molecular function: glucan 1,4-alpha-glucosidase activity; starch binding. The record is from RefSeq and is a predicted model, not a curated record. Gene Ontology annotation, cellular component: fungal-type vacuole. The coding region runs from base 1 to 1992 and encodes 663 amino acids. Lineage: Eukaryota; Fungi; Ascomycota; Eurotiomycetes; Eurotiales; Aspergillaceae. The transcript is spliced from 3 exons.
AUGGCUUCUCGUAUCUUUACCGCGCUUUGUGCGCUGACCCUGGGCAAAACUGUCCUGGCCAUCCCUGGAUACUUGGCUCCACGGGCGUCUACAAGCGUUGCCAGCUGGUUGGCCACGGAGACUCCCAUCGCAAGGCAAAGCAUUCUCGAUAAUAUCGGAUCUGCCGGUAUAUAUGCUGAGACUGCGGAUUCGGGUAUCGUGAUUGCCAGUCCAAGCUUGGAUAGUCCUGACUAUUACUAUACCUGGACUCGUGACUCGGCUUUGACGCUGAAGGUCUUGAUUGAUUUGUUCAGGAAUGGAGAUACUGCUUUACUCUCCAUCAUUGAGGAGUACAUUGACGCCCAGGCUUAUAUCCAGACGGUCUCCAACCCAUCUGGUUCUCUUUCUGAUGGAACUGGACUGGGUGAGCCCAAGUUCAACAUUGAUGAGACUGCCUAUACUGGAUCCUGGGGACGUCCUCAGCGUGAUGGUCCUGCUCUUCGGGCCACUGCGCUGAUCAGCUUUGGUCAGUGGUUGGUGGAAAACGGCUAUACCACUACGGCAACCAACAUUGUGUGGCCAAUUGUGCGAAACGAUCUGUCUUAUGUGGCGGAGUACUGGAACCAGACCGGUUAUGGUGAGAACUUCAUUCCUGACCAAUGUCAAGACGUCACUGACCAUCUAGAUCUGUGGGAGGAGGUUUCCGGCUCCUCUUUCUUUACCAUCGCUGUCCAGCAUCGUGCACUGGUGGAGGGCAGUAAAUUCGCGGCUUUGGUGGGCUCGUCUUGCUCAUACUGCGACUCUCAAGCCCCUCAGGUUCUUUGCUUCCUCAACCAGUUUUGGACCGGAUCGUACGUCUUGGCCAACUUCGACAGCAGUCGCACGGGCAAGGACGCCAAUACGCUCCUAGGUAGCAUUCACACCUUUGACCCUGAGGCGGCCUGCGAUGACAGCACUUUCCAACCCUGUUCUUCUCGCGCACUGGCAAAUCACAAGGUGGUGACAGACUCUUUCCGCUCGGUUUAUACCCUGAACUCGGGCAUCGCUGAAGGAGUGGCCGUGGCCGUCGGUCGGUACCCAGAAGAUUCCUACUACAAUGGAAAUCCCUGGUUCCUGUGCACCCUAGCUGCCGCUGAGCUUCUGUACGACGCAUUGUACCAGUGGAACAACAUCGGUUCCUUGACCAUCGACAGUGUGUCAUUGGACUUCUUCACUGAUCUUUACAGCUCCGCCGCGACAGGGACCUAUUCUUCAUCCAGUGCGACGUACUCGUCGAUCGUGAGUGCCGUGAAGACAUACGCGGAUGGAUACGUCAGCCUGGUCGAGACAUACGCGGCCAGCAACGGAUCUCUGUCCGAACAAUACAGCAAGACAACUGGGGCUCAACUGUCGGCCAGAGAUUUGACCUGGUCCUACGCGGCCUUGUUGACAGCAAACAUGCGCCGUAACUCUGUUGUCCCUGCAGCCUGGGGUGAGACCUCUGCUAGCAGUGUCCCGGCCACCUGUAGCUCCACCUCGGCGACUGGCACCUUUAGCUCUGCGACUAACACGGCCUGGCCCGCUACUUUGACCAGUGUAUCUGGAACGACGACAGCCACCACUGCCACUACCACUACCACCGGUACCGGCACCACCGCAACCACCACAUCCACAUCAACAACGAAGACCUCCACGACAACGACUGCCUGCACUACCCCGACCGCCGUGGCCGUGACCUUUGAUCUGAUUGCAACCACCGUCUACGGCGAGAACAUCAAGAUUGCCGGCUCCAUCUCCCAGCUCGGUGACUGGGAUACCGAUGAUGCUGUCGCUCUUAGUGCCAUUGACUAUACCAGCAGCGAUCAUCUCUGGUUCGUGACCACCACUCUCCCUGCGGGAACUGUCUUUGAGUACAAGUAUAUCCGGGUUGAGAGUGAUGGAACGAUUGAGUGGGAGAGUGACCCGAACCGCUCCUACACUGUCCCAGCUGCCUGUGCUACCACGGCCGUGACGGAGAGUGAUACCUGGCGAUGA